This is a messenger RNA of Seminavis robusta, 987 nucleotides long. NCBI's taxonomy places the organism in Eukaryota, Bacillariophyta, Bacillariophyceae, Naviculales, Naviculaceae. The record is from the annotation of a GenBank genome assembly.
AUGUCGUCCAACUCUGCCACUGAAGCCCUCUUGAAUUGUCCCAGUAUCCCCUUGCUGGAUGGGACGGCUCAUCCUGCCAUUGGCUUUGGCACGUACAAAGUGGGAUUUUUGCCGGCCAGUGCUUCCUCGGCAGUUUCAGGUGCCAGCAAAGCUGAUGAUAAAGACGAACGAAGUGCCAAGGACUGCGUCUUGGAUGCCUUGAAAGUGGGAUACAGGUUCUUGGAAUGUGCGGAAUUCUACGGAAAUGAAGCUCAAGUGGGAGCAGCCAUCAAAGAGUCCGGAAUCCCUCGCAAAGACCUUUUCUUGUGCAGCAAGGUAUGGACUACCACCAUUGAAAAAGGACCAGAGGCGAUCAAGGCACAGUUCGAAAAAACACUACAAGAUUUGGGCACCGACUAUCUAGAUUUGUACCUCGUUCACUGGCCCGUGCCAAAUCAUCACGUGCAAGCCUACAAAACACUGGAGGAGUUGCAAAAGGCAGGAAAAAUCAAAGGCAUUGGCGUUUCCAACUACGCCGUACAAGAUAUUCAAGAGCUCAUCGAUUCACCCGAUAUUGAUCAAGUCCCACUGGUCAAUCAAAUUGAAAUAAAUCCAUUCCUAUACCGCAAAAACACCAUUCAAUAUUGUCAAGACAAGGGCAUUGUCCUUCAAUCCUACCGAUCGCUACGAGAUGGAAAAGCCAUGGAUCAUCCCACGCUCGUAGAAAUCGCCAACAAGUACCAAAAGUCCGUCGCACAAAUCUUGGGCCGGUGGUGUGUGCAAAAGGGAUUCGUAUACGUACCCAAAUCCGUCAAGACCGAACGCAUGAUUGAAAAUGGACAAGUUUUUGAUUUUGAACUCGCUCCAGACGAUAUGAACACCUUGGAUGGAUUGACCACAGACGACAAUCUACAAGCAUUCUUGGGACUCUACCGAAAAUGUGUCAAUCGGGAUACCAGCAAGGAUGGAACUAUGGAUGGUGUCAAAAUGGACAUUACCAUGGAUUAA